Eimeria tenella is the source of this 1347-nucleotide messenger RNA. RefSeq lists its product as uncharacterized. The coding region runs from base 1 to 1347 and encodes 448 amino acids. NCBI's taxonomy places the organism in Eukaryota, Apicomplexa, Conoidasida, Eucoccidiorida, Eimeriidae. The record is from RefSeq and is a predicted model, not a curated record. The transcript is spliced from 7 exons.
AUGCAUCCUUUACAGCAUCCUAAUGCCGCCAUUGACGCGCUUCUAAACACCCCUGUUGGAAACGUUCCUGAUGGAUCUUACUUAGUCGUCUUUACCGGAGCAGGCCCAGCGUCGAGAAGAGUAACGGUGCCCAUAACGCCUGUUGACAAGAACAAGACAGUUAGCAGGCUUUUGGAGCAUCUUAAUAUUGCUCUCCAGUCAAUUGCAGACAUUAAGAUUGCAUCAAAACCCGAAGGAAGAAUAACAGUGGAAGAUGGCGCUGUCGACCUUGGCAUUUUAGGUCAAAGUGUAAAAGUCCCGUUGCGCUAUAUAAGUUCCACGGACAAAAGUAGCAUCAACAGUAUUUUGAGGCAAAUGGGGCAGCAGCUAGGGCGAAUGUUACAAGAAGCCAACAUCCCGCAUCAGCAAUUGACACUCCAAACGACUUUUACAAAGCACGAUGGAAGCACUUUCUCUGUCGAAACUCCUCUGGGGCCGACGGAAAAUGUGGAGCAGAUGUUGUCAAACCUUACUCUGUGGGCACUUGUUCCAAAGGAGGCUCAACAAGAACACAUUAAGCAUGUGUCAAUGAGUGUCCAGGCCAUCGGCUCACACGCUCCCAUGCAGAUGGGCAGCCGGCCACCUUCACCACAAUCCCCUGCAGGCAUGAUGCUACCAACAGAAAAGACCUGGGGCACACUUCCUGGAAGCCCUGCAAGCAAUGUUCCUGGAUUUUUCAUCCAAGGACCGAGAGGGGAGCGCAUAAACUUAGGCGAUGUCCGCUCUCAGCCGCUGAGGGUCUUCCUUCGGAAUCUAGUAUCACCAAUACACUCAUGGUGCAGAGCAUUCUGGGGAACUCAGACACCUGAAGGGUGUAUCCCAAAAACAGAAUUCCCUUAUUAUGUAGUCAUGAGCACAGAACUGGGACAAAUUCCAGUUCCAGAAGGCAAAAACUGCCUUGUCGUGCUUCGUUUGGACCCGAACGAAUUUGAGGUCGAAUAUCUUUUCCAUGAGCCUCCGCUUCAACAGACCUUCAAAGGAGGCAGAAAAGCUUUUCAUUCCUACACUAUCGAAUUAGAUGCUGCCAAAAGCCCUCUUCGAAGUCUGAUUGAAAAAGCCAUCGGCUGGAGUAAGGUUUCAAGUGCACAGUCGUGUCUUGUCACAAAUCCGCGGGUACCUUUCUCAUGUGACGAUCCACUACCGAUCGAUCCUGAAACGGACACACUGGAGAAAGUGGCCAGCAACUCUCGUUUUGUUGUUGUGAGAACCAGGAGUGCAGCUGCCGAACAAACAGCUGCCUUCAUACAGAAAAUUCCGUUUCUCGCCCGCAUCAAUCGAAUCCAGCAUCUGGGGAGGGAUUCACAAUAG